Molecule: messenger RNA, 614 nt
Organism: Dimorphilus gyrociliatus
Lineage: Eukaryota; Metazoa; Annelida; Polychaeta; Dinophilidae
Source: the annotation of a GenBank genome assembly
AGAAUUUCAAAAUGGCGACCGAUACCAGUAACCAAGAGGUAUGCCCGUGCGAUUUAACACCUAUAUCUCGAGGUGAGAGAGAAGAAAAAAAAAUAGACCUUAAUGACGUUAAAGACAAAGUGAUCUACGAUGAAAACGGUAAAGAAUAUAAAUUUGAAGAAAUAUACGAGGAUAAGAAAUCUAUUAUAGUUUUUGUUAGAAAAGCCAAUGUAAGAUUAGUUGUUAUUGGAUGUGGACCAUUCAAGUUUAUUAAGUCAUUCAGAAAAUUAACCGGCUAUAAGGGAUUCCUCUUCGUUGAUCCUGAGAGGGAAAUUUACAAGAAACUCGGUAUGAUUGAAUCAUUAAAAAGUGGUAAUUUGGCAGGAGAUAAACAUAUUAAAUCCAGAGCUAUUGUUGGAGUGAUCAAAUCAACUUGGUGGGCUUUAGGAUCAAGAGAAUUUCAGGGAGACAUUAGACAGCAGGGAGGUUCUUUAAUUGUCGGACCAGGUCCUAUCCUUCAUUUUAGUCACAUUGACAAUUGUUCCGCUGAUCACAAACCCAUCAAUUUUCUUCUAGAUAAAGCUGGUGUUGAUAAUGUUAGUUUUCCAAAAGAUCCAAGAGUGCAAGAUGUGUGA